Labrus mixtus (cuckoo wrasse) is the source of this 1217-nucleotide messenger RNA. It is a transcript of the gene hbae5, whose product is annotated as hemoglobin, alpha embryonic 5. The transcript is spliced from 3 exons. NCBI's taxonomy places the organism in Eukaryota, Metazoa, Chordata, Actinopteri, Labriformes, Labridae. Gene Ontology annotation, molecular function: iron ion binding; oxygen carrier activity; haptoglobin binding. The record is from RefSeq and is a predicted model, not a curated record. Gene Ontology annotation, cellular component: blood microparticle; haptoglobin-hemoglobin complex; hemoglobin complex. Gene Ontology annotation, biological process: hydrogen peroxide catabolic process; oxygen transport. The coding region runs from base 67 to 498 and encodes 143 amino acids.
GUGACUCUCAAACCAACUGAAUUUAAGUUGAGGUCCAGACUGACCGGAGAUCACAACUGAGCCAAAAUGAGUUUGACCGAAAAAGACAAGGCCACAGUCAAGGCACUGUGGGCCAAAAUCCAAAAGUCUGCAGAUACCAUCGGGGGUGAUGCUCUGUUCAGGCUGUUCACCACGUAUCCCCAGUCCAAGAUCUACUUCUCCCACUGGACAGACUUGGGUGUCAACUCCGCCUCCGUGAAGGCCCACGGAAAGAAGGUGAUGGGUGGAGUCGCUCUGGCAGUGUCCAAGAUCGACGACCUCACCAAGGGGCUGCUGGAACUGAGCGAGCAGCACGCCUUCCAGCUGAGAGUGGACCCGGCCAACUUCAGGCUCCUGUCCCACUGCAUUCUCGUGGUGAUCGCCACGUUGUACCCCCAGGAUCUUACCCCCGAGGCCCACGUGUGCCUGGAUAAAUUCCUGGCCAACCUGUCUCUGGCUCUCUCCGAGAGAUACCGCUGAGCUGCCAGCAGAGCAGGAUGCGAUAUGCCACAUGUGGCCAUUUUCGAUUUCGUUGAAAAAUGAAAUAAAAAAAUCGACUGCACGUCGCCAAAACAGAUACUGUCUACUCUCUUUUGUGUCUCAGAAAAAAAUGGUAUUUGUAGGUUAUUAAAUUCAAUUAGACAGAAGAAAGCAUACUACACAAUAAGUUAGAAAAGAUAAACUGUUAUUUCAUAUUGGUUUGCUUUGUUAAGUAAAAAACAUACUUUAAUUUCACGUUAGUUUGUACCGAAAUUAAAAAGUUAUUAACUUUUUUUAAAUUUACAUUUGAUAUCAGGCUAUCAUCGGCCUGCGUGCAGAGGUGACGUAAACAGUCUUUUGUGUCGUGGUCUAGAGAUGAAUGCGCAUGUAUGCCGUUUUUGUUGCGAGGACCCGAUGCUUCUUGAGAAAGAUAAUCAUAAAGAAACAGGCUACAGCACCGGGAAGAAUAAAGUUGCCCAAACGGAAGACAGAGUCCUCUGUUCAUGGGCGCAACAUGAGACAAUAACAAUAUCAAGUCUAUCCAUUUCUUUUUAUUUUUAUUUAAAACGGCUAUGGCACGAAUAAAGCGACCUUUGAUAUGUCAACAUCUUUAUUUUAUAACGAACAGCAAGUUCACAUUUAAGAAAAAAAAAUCAUCAGAGUGAUGACGUCAUAGGCUACACAUCAACUGCAUUCACUUUUGUAACAUAGAUAGUUUA